GGGCCGGGGCCGGGGCCGGGGCCGCUCCUAACCGCCUCUGCGGGGAGAAGGUAGCUCAGGGGGAUGCCCGAGCAAGUGCUCACCAACUUCUCUGGGGGAAGCAUCACCUGAGGAGUAACUCCUGCUCACCCCUGACGAGCUCUGCCUGCCACGGGGCAGUGUCAGUGAGGGGUGCAGGCAGAUGCUGCUGGCUUCGCAGUUAGGACUUCCUUGCUUCCAGCCUGCUUCUCGAGUCAACUGUAAGCACCAAGAGCUGCUCAGCACCAAGAGCUGCUCAGCAGCAGUCACAUUCCCUUACCCACUGCUUCUCUGCCAGCUGACCCCAAAAGGCAUUUCCAGCGCCUUGCCUGGGGCUGAGGCAGGACUGUUGGGGUGCCAUCAUCACCAACACCACAGAUGAACAUCUGCAAGAAGCCUCCCAACAAGAUAGCUGCAGAGACUCUGGGCCGGGCUGCGGCGGAGCGGCAGGGCCAGCGCGCCCGGAGGAAUGGCUGGAGCUGGCCCCUGCACCUCUUCCAGGUCACUGCCUGGCUGCUCUACCUCUUCUAUGCCCUGGUGGGCUUUGGCAUCCUGGUGCCCCUCCUGCCCCACCACUGGCUGCUGGCUGGCUAUGUUUGCCCAGGGGUUUGCUUUCUCUACCAUUUAAUUGUCCAUCUCAGUGCAGUCUCCAUUGACCCUGCAGAUGCAAACGUGAGAGACAAGAACUACCUGGGGCCUGUGGCCACCUUCACUCGUGGCCAGCAUGCACACAUCAUCGAGAACCAUCACUGCCACGUCUGUGACGUGGAUGUGAGUGCCAAGUCCAAGCACUGUGGAACCUGCAACAAAUGCGUCUGUGGCUUCGAUCACCACUGCAAGUGGCUCAACAACUGCGUGGGAGAGAGGAACUACUGGCACUUCCUGAACUCUGUGCUCUCAGCUCUCCUGGGCCUUGGGCUCCUGCUGCUGGUUGCUUGCUACAUCUUCGUGGAGUUCUUCCUGGACCCUGGGCUGCUUCGCUCCGACCAGCACUUUGAUGCGCUGAGGAACCGCACGGACUGCUGGUUCCUGUUCCUGCCUGCAGCUCCCCUGCAGACCCGGGCCUGGGCCCUUCUGCUCACUGCUGGCAUCUUCAUCCUGCUCAGCCUGCUGACAGUCAUCCUGCUGGGCCAUCUCCUGGCCUUCCACAUCUAUCUCAUGUGGAACAAGCUGAGCACCUACGAGUACGUCCUGCAGCAGCGCCUGCAGCAGGUGAAGGAGUCCGAGCUGCAGCUGGAGCCCUCCCAGCUGCCCCCCACUCAGGAAGCAGGCUUGGUGCUGGCCCAGCCUGGCAGUGCUGACCCUGGCAGCCCAGCAGAGGAGUUCUCAGCAGCAAGACAAGGCUCUUCAGAGCCCUGCGCCUGCCGCCACCAGGCUGACCCCGGCAAGAGCUCUCCUGACCUCCCUUCUCCACACUCCCUGCUCCCUGCCCAGGUCACUUCACAGCCACAGAAGAAAGGAAGAAAGAGGACACAGAAGGCUCCUUCCUCAGCAGUGGGCAGCAGAGCUGGGACCCCGCCCAGGCCUUGGGCCUCACCCCCAGACCCUCAGCCAGCCUUCCCAGCCACGGCUGCUGCCACCUCAGCUGCCAACAACCUUCAUCUCCGUGUGCCAGCUUUUGCUCUGAGACCUGCUGGGCCUCCCAGCAGCAUCAGCCUGCUGCAGGCAGCAGAGCCUGCAGCUGAGCAUCCCUGGGUGCCCACUGAAUCCAUGGAUGAGCUUCCUGUGCCUCAGACUGGCCUUGGGAGCGUGACCCUUCCUGAGCCUCCUACAGACAGCUCCAGCGCCCCCCAGCACUCUGCCGGGCACACGGAGAAGCCCAGAGGCGGCAGGAAGAGGAAGCUGUCAGCUGGCCACAAGGCCAAGAGGAAGAGCUGCCAGCAGGACAAGCAGGUGGCAGAUCUGCACCUCCUGCCCAAGCUCCCUGCCGUGUUUGUGAGCAGGAGCAGUGGGGAGCCUGGGGGCCCUCAGGCGCAGGCAGGGACCGCAGCAGCGAGCGGCACGGGGGCAGAGAGGCUCCCUGCAUGAGGGACAGGAGUGCAGCUUCUCCUCCUGGCAGGGCUCCAGCAGCAGCCUCCCUGCGGCUGGUGCUGCCCAGCCCGGCGGCGGCGGACGGCUCCCUGCAGCGCUGCCGCUGCUGCCCCUCCCGCAGCCAGCAGGACCUGGCAGCCCAGUCCCACGCUCCUCACCAGGAGGGAACGGUCUGCCGGGACAAGCCUGCCCUCGCUGCGGUGCCAGCCCUCCGGAGAGGGCUGAGGAGCUCCUCCCUGCACCGUGUGGUUGCCACCAGCCUGCAGCUGAGGCUUUUCUGCACUGACCACAGGCUUUGCCUCGCUGCAGGCUGGGGGCAACCUUGAGGGCAGGAGGAAGGGAGAGCUGGAAGAGCUUUCCAGAAGGAAAGGGCUGUCCCCUGCUGCCACGGGAAGAGCAAUGCUGCAGCUCUGCUGUUCCCUGGAAACCAACUCCCCCCACCCCCCCCCCCUUCCUGCCCCCCCGGCAGCCUUUGGGCCAUGCACAGGGGCUUCAGGUCAGGAGUAACCUCAGGUCUGCCCUCUCCCUAAGACCACUUUCCACUGUGCACCCUCAAGCCAAGCCCAGCACCAGCAGCAUGGUUUGACCAUCCAGUGCCAACUCCCUGCCAUGGGCAGGGGCAUCUCCCACCAGCCCAGCCUGGCCUGGAACACCUCCAGGGAGGUUGUGUGCUCCAUAACCUCCCUGGGCAACCUGUGCCAGCCUCUGCCCACCCUCACUGACAACAAUUUUGUCCUCCACUAUCAGUCUCCUCGCUGCCAGCUCAAAGCCAUUGUCCCUCAUCCUGGCACAGCAGCUCAGGGCAGCCCCCAGCAGCUUAGGGCAGCCCCCAGCAGCUCAGGGCAGCCCCCAGCAGCUCAGGGUAGCCCCUGACAGCUCAGGGCAGCCCCCAGCAGCUCAGGGCAGUCCUCAGCAGCUCAGGGCAGCCCCCAGCAGCUCAGGGUAGCCCCUGACAGCUCAGGGCAGCCCCCAGCAGCUCAGGGCAGCCCCCAGCAUCUCAGGGCAGCCCCCAGCAUCUCAGGGCAGCCCCUAGCAGCUCAGGGCAGUCCUCAGCAGCUCAGGGCAGCCCCCAGCAGCUCAGAGCAGUCCUCAGCAGCUUAAGGCAGCCCCUGACAGCUCAGGGCAGCCCCCAGCAGCUCAGAGCAGCCCCCGACAGCUCAGGGCAGCCCCUGACAGCUCAGGGCAGGCCCCAGCAGCUCAGAGUGUUGCCCAGAAAUGGCUGAGAGCAGGACAGGAGGUCUGGAGUGAGCUGUUCCUUGGGUAGUGCCAAGCCAGGCCGGGCAGGCAGGGCUCCCAGCUACGAUGCCCAGCCCAGCUGGUGCCCCUCAUGCUGCCUUCUGUGCCGCUCUCAGCUCCACCCAGAGUCCACCCAGAGCUUGAGGCUGAAUUUUCUCCCAGAGAGCUGCCUUCAGCAGAGGGGCAGGAGGGUGUCUGGAGCUGGGUUGGCCAUCAGGAGGAAGCUCCCCACAGUGAGGCUGCUGGAACACUGGCACAGGCUGCCCAGGGAGGUGGUGCUGGCCUCAGCCCUGGAGACAUUCAAGGCGAGGCUUGAGGUGGCCCUGAGCAGCCUGCUCUGGUUGGGAUGUCCCUGCUGGCUGCAGGGGGUUGGACUGGGUGAGCUUUGGAGGUUGCUUCCCACCCAAACCAUUCCAUGGUUCUGUGCUGGAAGCCUCCCAGCCCCUGGGCAGCUCCUCGGGCAGCAGCCAGUGCUGGCAGCUGGCCCACAGCACGCAGUGGGCAUGCCAAGGAGUGCUGCUCUCCGUGGAGCGGGCACAGGGCCCCUGGCAGGAACAGGAGCUCAGAGCUGAAGCUGGAGCUGGGAAGGCCUCCCUUGGCUGAGGGGCUUUGGGGGCAAGUGUGGCUCAUGGCCAGCACCAUCCAGGCCCAGCACCCCCUGGGACAGUCCUGGGGAGGGGCUGGCAAGACAGCAUCGACCCAAGGCUGUUGUGGGAGCCUCUCCCGGUGCUCUGCUGGCUGAGCUUUGCCUCCUGCCUGGGCAGCCUUCAUGGACCUGUGUGAGACAAAGGGAAGGCUUCUGUGGCUGCCGGGGGCAGGUGGCAGGAGGGGCUGGCCUGGGGUCCUGCUCCUCAGCGCUGCCCUGGCUGCUGUGCCCAGCGGUGCCCUCUGCGUGGCACCCAGCCCGAGCAGCAGCAGACUGCAGAGCCCAGGUGGCUCCUUCCAGUUGUGUCUCCUCACACCUGCUGCCACCCGAGGGAACUCCAGCCUGCAGGAACGCUGGGCCGGGGGUUCCCGAGGCUUGGCAGUGCCUCCGCACGGCAGCCAGAGGGGAUGCAGACCUCAGCUCUUGGCUGGCCAGUCGCAGAGUGGUGUCUGGAGCUGUUCAGCAGCUCUGGCCCUGGUAAACUUUUCUAUGCCCGUG
Molecule: messenger RNA, 4429 nt
Organism: Pogoniulus pusillus (Red-fronted tinkerbird)
Lineage: Eukaryota; Metazoa; Chordata; Aves; Piciformes; Lybiidae
Gene: ZDHHC1
Product: zinc finger DHHC-type containing 1
Exons: 12
Coding region: 397-2046 (549 amino acids)
Biological process (GO): peptidyl-L-cysteine S-palmitoylation; protein targeting to membrane
Cellular component (GO): Golgi apparatus; endoplasmic reticulum
Molecular function (GO): protein-cysteine S-palmitoyltransferase activity
Source: RefSeq, a predicted model, not a curated record